Molecule: messenger RNA, 589 nt
Organism: Leguminivora glycinivorella
Lineage: Eukaryota; Metazoa; Arthropoda; Insecta; Lepidoptera; Tortricidae
Product: protein KRTCAP2 homolog
Exons: 4
Coding region: 143-538 (131 amino acids)
Source: RefSeq, a predicted model, not a curated record
GCCGAUGGCCGGAACAAACUGUCAUCGAGUGAAGCGAAGUGACAUGACGUGGUCGGCGUCUAAGAACCGAAAACUCGAAAAGCGGUGUUUUUAUCGGCUUUAAUUUAUUUACGUACAAAUUGCACCAAUUCAUUAAAGCAAAAUGGCUGUUAACAGCGCGACGUCUUUCGUGAUAUCAUCGAUAUUGACCCUCCUGAUAUUUUCGGGAAUGCAAAUGUACAAACCAUGGCUGGUUAGGUCACCCAUGACCAUUAUAUUCGGCGGAUACCUUGGGUCUCUCAUGUUUAUGUUCUUCGUUACCGCCAUAGGUAAUCUAGAGGCAACUCUGUUUGGGAAGAACUUCCAGUUGAAGCUGCCGGAGAUUGUGCUGUCCAUGGCAGUGUCACUAAUUGCUGCAGGAAUGGUGCACAGGAUUUGCUUCACAACAUGUUUAAUAUUUUCUAUAAUCGUCAUUUACUACAUGAACAAGUUGUCACAAAAGACUUAUGUGAUUGGUGCACCAGUUGCAGCACCAGCCAAGGCUCGUCGCCAUAAGUGAUUAUCUCAAUAAGUCAAUUUUAUAUUAUUUUAUAAUAAAGUAAUUCUCUCA